Chara braunii is the source of this 4135-nucleotide messenger RNA. The record is from the annotation of a GenBank genome assembly. Lineage: Eukaryota; Viridiplantae; Streptophyta; Charophyceae; Charales; Characeae.
GUUAGGCGGCCCAGGGUAGAGUGGGCGCGCCAGGGAGCUAUGUGGUGAUAUACGGGGUGUAUGCUGGAUGAUGAGAACUCGCUGAUGUGGCAUAUUAAGCCGAACUGGAACCGCAUUCUGCUGUUGGUUGUGCUGAGACAAAGACCGGUGAUCAUAAUUGCACAUCAGAUUACCGGUGAGAAAUUUGUGGUUGGGGGCAGCAUUAAUAAGGGAUGUCGGUACUUCACAAAGAUAGAUUUGAAAUCCGGAUACCAUCAAAUUGUUGUUAGACCUGAGGAUCAGCAUAAAACCGCAUUUCAGACCAGGUACGGUCUAUACGAGUUUGUGGUGAUGUCGUUUGGCCUAUGCAAUGCGCCUGGUACGUUCCAGCACACGAUGAACAAGAUUUUUCAUGACUGCUUUGACAAGUUUAUCAUUGUGUACCUCGACGAUAUUCUCAUCUUUCGUAGGACUGUAGAGGAGCACGCUGAGCACUUGAAAACAGUGUUAGGUCUCCUAAGACAGCACCAGUACAAGGUGAACUUGGAUAAAUGCGAGUUUUGUCGCACCAAGAUCCUGUACUUGGAUCAUGAAAUUUUAGCAGAUGGAUUGAGGCCGGAAGAUGCAAAGGUGGUCAACAUACGUGACUGGCCUAGACCUCAGACUAUUACUGAGGUCAGAUCGUUUUUGGGGAUGACGGACUAUUAUCGUCCGUUUGUGAAGAACUAUAGUACUAUAGCUUCCCCACUAACAGAUCUAACUCGACUUGACACCCCUUGGGAGUGGACUGAAGAGUGUGAGGCAAGCUUCAAGAAAUUGAAGUAUUCCCUAACACACUAUGAAGUUCUCAAACUUCCUGAUCCUGACAAACCAUUUGUUGUGACCACAGACGCCAGCCAAUAUGGCAUAGGCGAGGUCCUUGCGCAACAGGAAGGGCCCAAGUUGAGACCGAUCGAGUAUAUGAGCAAGAAGAUACCAUCUCAAAACAGAGGGGGAGGCGGAGGGGGAGGGGGAGGCAACAACGCAUGUUUUAACUGUGGAAAGAUCGGACAUUUCACUCGUGAUUGCUGGGCGAAGAGAGGAAGAAACUAUAGUCCACAACAAGGUGACCCCGAGCUAGAGGAAAUAAAGGAACACUUUCGGCAGCUUCGGAAGGAAAGAUAUGAACUAGAGGAGCAGUGUAGACUGGAGGAAGAACGAAAAGCCAAGGAGGAAGAUGAGAUACGUAGAAACCAGGAUUUCGCGCGGAAAGCGGAGGAGUUUCGAUUACAGCUACGCGCCGAGCUUCUAGAAGAAUGGAGGAGAACUAACUCGGAAGCUAAGGAGGCAGUAGAGAAGACUAGGAGAUCGACACAGAAGCACGCUGCGAAAAGUGGGAGUGGAACCAAACAGAAGACAGGCCGGAAUCGGAAGAAGAAGGUACGGGAGUCGUCGAGCGAGGAGUCGGAAUCAGAGAAUACAUCCAAUGAAGAGAUAUCAGACUCGUCAACUAGUGACGCUAACACGGAAGGAACGAGAGCGUGUUUGAAGGCACGCGGUAAGCGCACGGUGAAACGAUCGAGGUGGAAAGUGAAGCCGAAGAAGGAUAAAGGCAAGAGAACUUUAGAGCGCACACCACCGAGUAGAGUUUACGAACGGGGCGAAAGCUCCAAACAACUGCCGGUGAGACAAGAGGAUGAACCUGGCUUCGAAGAUAUGAGGGACAAUUGCGAACCUCAGACACCCUUGACCGACAAUUUCAAGGGUCUCUCAGCCGGGUGCUUACAAAAGGGACUCAUCGAAUACUGUAUCUCAGCUCAUAAGAUUUACUCCACCAAGAAAGUUGACGUGCUGAGGAAGCUAUGCGAGGAGAAGGGACUGAAGUACACGAAGAAACCGGAAGCUGUCGAGAUACUUGCGAGACACCAAGUUCAACUAGCAUACGACGGCUUCGACGAGACACCGGGGAGCACGGCAGCGAAGAUCAAGACGAAAGCCUCUGGCUCACCGCGUAAGGAUUUCGUGAAAGACAAGACCACGUAUGUUGUGAUACCACGACACGCAAAUAGCACGGAUGACUAUGCUUUCGAGAAGCACUUGAUUUCGACUUUUAAUCCUAGCUUGAACUCGAGGGACAGAGGGAAAGACGGAAAAGAGAAGUUGUCGAAGGGGAGACGGAGGAAGGGCAGACGGGAGAGAGGCGGACGCAGGAGAACACUGCGCUCGCAGAGAGUGAUUACGAUAGGAUACCAGGGGAUGCAUAUCACUUCGGUCCUUAGCUGGCCGACGGAACACAUUGACGGGAUGGAGAUAACUAUACAGUUUGGUAGCGGAGAUAGCUGGAUAGACGGCUGGAGGAGAAUUAGGAGAGCUUUCGAUGACUCUGAAAUCGUGAUUGGGGGAGAAGUAUCGAGACUCAGCGGAUCCAAGGCGGCAUUGGAAGAGGGAGGGAAGGUGCGGUUCAAGCGAAUUAUUAAGUCAAAGACCACGACCGAGCGCAAUAGGAGCUUGCUGAUCACUCUGCUCAAGAGACCGAGACCGGAUUCUAGACUGCAGCCUCUGCCUACAAAGAAGCUCAUCGGCCUCUAUAAGACCGCAGGCUUGUUCGGGGAUAAGGGAACGAAGCACCGACUGCGCACGAAGCUGGAUCGGGUCAUAGCCCGGAAGACGGGCGUGACCAUGAGAAAGAGGGUUAACAUCAAACUGCUCUUUGACUCACGUAUCCGGAAGAAUGGUGUCAGGAGCUUGGCGGAGCGAGCGAUUGAUAGGGCAAUUGAGGAGAAGCCUCUUGCGGAUUUCGUGAAAACCAGAUUCUGUGUCCUGUGGCUAAAGAACCGGACGGUGGCAGAGCUGCUACACAACCAGAAGAAAUAUGCAAAUAUGCAGGAGUACCCUUGCCCAUGUAGAUACUUGGAUUUGCACAAAAUGGAGGGACACGUGUCCACUCGUUUCUCGGAGAUGGACGUACCUACCUUUGUCAGGAAUUCCAAGAAUGUGACCAAACCGACCAGAGCUAUCAGCACGGACACACUGGCUAAGGCCUUACUUUUAGCGACCCAACACUUGAAGGUGAAGGAGAUUCCAGAGAUCGACCCAAGGGAGGUGCUGAUCGGCGAACAGAGACCAAGUACAACCUGGACGGAUGAGGAGGUGCUCAAUUGGAAGGUGCGUCUAGAUGGCCUGGUGCUCAGACCUAUAGAUCGCAAUCAAGGUGACACGGCGGUACUGUGCCUCGUACUCUACCGGCAUGGAUUCAGUAAGACAUUCUCUUGUAACACGAACUACGAAGCAGUGGGGACCUGGGAGGCUGAGGCGGAAGUCCUUAAAGAGAGCAGAGAUGACUUCAGGAGGAGUGGACUUCAAGCAAUUGGGACCUGGAAACCGGACGACCGCUUGGGGGCCGCCUACGUGAUCCCCAAGCACAAGGAUCUCACGCGGUGGAGGCCGAUUGCGCCUGCACCCGCAGACCCGGCCUCGAUGACACAGCGGAGAGUGGCGUGGGAUCUGCAUCAACUGCUGAAACGGCUAGCUGGCACUGCAGUACGUAUGAGAGCCGCGGGCUGCGACAGUGCGAUCAGGAGAUGUUAUGACAUCAAGGACAUGUUCUCCCGUAUCCCACACGAAACCAUGAUACAAGCAGUACACCAAUUGCUCAGACUCUACGAUGAUAAUGGCUGCAAGCAGGUUGGAGUAUCACGGAGGGGGAAGAUCUGCGUCAUCAGCAACAACAGGAGGAAGAUGGACGGUUAUGUGAGUUUGAAGUUGAAACUGAUUUUGGAAGGCGUGAAGUACGACCUGAGACACGCUGUGGUGAAGUGCGGAGAGAAGAUAGUGAAGCAGGUGUUUGGGAUACCGAUGGGCAAGUCAACUAGUUUGAUACUUGCCUCGAUCACAUGCGCGAUGGCCGAAUUACGAUUCGUCAACGAGCUUGGCGGGGACAGGAGACUGAUUGGAGGCUGGAGGGUCAUGGAUGAUAUCUCGGUGAUCACUGGAGUGCGGAAACAAGACCAGAAGAAAAUACAGCAGGAAGACCUGUUCGCAACGUUUGAAGACAUCUACGACCAGAACCUAGAGAUUGUACGGAAGGAUGAAUGUGGCAUGACCUGACAAUUUAUGGGAGGCGAAAUGAUGAUUUGUCAAGCACCAAUUCGACUGCACUAUAUCCCAAGGACGAAGA